AUGAUGGGCAAACAUAGCAACAUCAUUCUGAUAGAUGCAACCGACGACAGGAUUCUGGAAAGCCUCAAAACUCCGACACUCGCGAAAGAGGUCGUGGCACGCGCAGCUGAAACAGAACUCUGGGAUGCCUAUCAGCAGGUUAUCACCUAUUUCGAUCCGAAGCACGUUUCACCGCAACUCUUCACGGAUGGCAACGAGCCAAUCGCAGUAUCGGCACUACCGCUGCAGCAAUUUCCGAAUGCGACCUCUCAAGCAUUCGACACAAUGAGCGAUGCGUUUUGUGCAUACUACGACGCGAUCACCUUGAAGGAGCACAUCGCUUCGGAACACAGGACGCUGACACAAGCAUUAAAGAAGCAGAAGGGGAUACUCCGUCGAAAAGCGAAAGCAUUACAAACCGAUUUGGAACGUGCAGAGAAAUCUGAUGAUUACCGCAUUCAAGGUGAAUUAAUCCUCGCCAACCUACACACUAUCACCCGUGGACAGACACAGGUGGAGCUGCAGAACUACUAUAGUCCUGAACUCGAAAAGUUAACGAUUCACCUCAAUCCAGAGCAGACCCCUUCCGACAACGCUCAGGCUUAUUUUAAGAAAUAUACAAAGGCGAAGCGCGGGCGUUCUCGCAUCCAGCAGCUCAUCUCAGACUUGGAUGCGGAUCAGGAGACGCUCCAACUUUAUACGUCUAAGUUGGAAUCCGCUGAUACUUUGGAAGCACUGCAGCGGCUUCGCGCUGAGUUGUCGAGAGCGGCUAUCUCAAGGCACAACAGCGUGGAAAGCAGAAGCAGGUGGUAG
This is a messenger RNA of Geodia barretti, 792 nucleotides long. The record is from the annotation of a GenBank genome assembly. Lineage: Eukaryota; Metazoa; Porifera; Demospongiae; Tetractinellida; Geodiidae.